AUGGCUUUAUCUUCAGUAAAAGCCAGCAUAUUUUUCCUGCCCCAUGAGACAGCCCGUCAUGCAGCGACCAUUCUCGGAUUCCCAUCCCAAGCCUCCAUCGCCUCAGCGUACUACGAAAGCGCAUGCGUCGACUUUGACCAUAUACGCGACCGGAAGAUGUACAUAAGGCAAAGUCAAUGGUUAGCCAAGCUAUCACAAGAUACCCGAGCGAGAUCUCGAAUAUCGUUAGCAUUUCAUUCCCCACGAACCACCUCUAGGUUCGCGAUGUAG
Molecule: messenger RNA, 270 nt
Organism: Penicillium robsamsonii
Lineage: Eukaryota; Fungi; Ascomycota; Eurotiomycetes; Eurotiales; Aspergillaceae
Product: Peptidyl-arginine deiminase Porphyromonas-type
Exons: 2
Coding region: 1-270 (89 amino acids)
Source: RefSeq, a predicted model, not a curated record